AUGUCUGGCUCACCAAGGGAUACAGCGAUGAAACUUGCCACGCUCUCGACUUCGUUCAUUGCUCUGCUUUUGACCACCUCUUCUGCUUGGGAACUUCAGGCAAAUGGUCAUGUAUACACUGGAAAUGCACCCAAGGGUUGCCAGUCCAUUAAUAUUCCUCGUGGCUCCUCAAUCAGCUGGACUGGAUCCAAAGGCGCCGAAACCCUCCAGCUAUUCAACGUACAGGGGAAGUGUUCUCAAGUAUAUCGAACUGUAAUGGGUGUUGGAGACAUCAAUGCUUCCAACAAUAUCUAUGGAUACAUGGUGAAGCCCUGA
Messenger RNA from Penicillium soppii, 315 nucleotides. RefSeq lists its product as uncharacterized. NCBI's taxonomy places the organism in Eukaryota, Fungi, Ascomycota, Eurotiomycetes, Eurotiales, Aspergillaceae. The record is from RefSeq and is a predicted model, not a curated record. The coding region runs from base 1 to 315 and encodes 104 amino acids. The transcript has a single exon.